This is a messenger RNA of Oppia nitens, 2747 nucleotides long. Its product is annotated as transitional endoplasmic reticulum ATPase. The record is from RefSeq and is a predicted model, not a curated record. The coding region runs from base 209 to 2605 and encodes 798 amino acids. The transcript is spliced from 6 exons. NCBI's taxonomy places the organism in Eukaryota, Metazoa, Arthropoda, Arachnida, Sarcoptiformes, Oppiidae. Gene Ontology annotation, biological process: autophagosome maturation; retrograde protein transport, ER to cytosol; mitotic spindle disassembly. Gene Ontology annotation, molecular function: ATP binding; ATP hydrolysis activity; polyubiquitin modification-dependent protein binding. Gene Ontology annotation, cellular component: nucleus; VCP-NPL4-UFD1 AAA ATPase complex; cytosol.
UCUAAUCAUAUGAGUAGUCAUUGAUAUUAUAAGUGAAUAAAUGUAUUAUUAGUAUAGACUUUGAGUGACUCAACAAUAAUUCAGUCAAUUCUAGACAUUACUCGUCAUUAAACCGACACUUGUUUUGUACAUCACUUGUGGUCACUAUUAGUAUCAUCUUUGGUGAGGAUCUGUUUAAAGUUAAGACUAAAGCAUUGAAAGUGAAGUAAUGAGUGAUAAAAAGGCAAAUCCCGAAGAUUUAGCGACUGCUAUAUUGAAGACGAAACAGAAGCCAAAUCGGCUUUUGGUUGAAGAAGCGGCCAAUGAUGACAACUCUGUGGUGGCCUUAUCUCAGUCAAAGAUGGAUGAAUUGCAACUCUUUAGAGGGGAUACCGUACUCUUAAAGGGUAAGAAACGGCGGGAAACAGUAUGUAUAGUGUUGUCGGACGACUCGUGUCCUAAUGAGAAGAUCCGAAUGAAUCGAUGCAUUCGUAAUAAUCUUCGCGUCCGUUUGGGAGAUGUUGUAAGUGUUCAGCCGUGUCCUGACGUUAAGUACGGCAAACGCAUUCAUGUCCUUCCAAUCGACGACACGGUUGAAGGCCUUACCGGCAGUAUAUUUGAUGUCUAUUUAAGGCCAUAUUUUCUUGAAGCUUAUCGACCCAUACAUAAAGGCGAUCUCUUUAUAGUAAGAGGAGGCAUGAGAGCUAUCGAGUUUAAGGUGGUAGAGACUGAUCCGUCACCAUUUUGUAUUGUGGCUCCCGAUACUGUAAUUCAUUGUGAGGGUGAGCCUAUCAAACGAGAGGAAGAAGAGGAUUCACUUAAUUCUGUUGGAUACGAUGACAUCGGUGGUUGUCGUAAGCAAUUGGCACAAAUCAAGGAAAUGGUUGAAUUACCACUUCGUCAUCCGAGUCUAUUUAAAGCUAUUGGUGUAAAGCCUCCCCGGGGUAUUUUAUUAUAUGGACCACCCGGUACUGGCAAAACAUUGAUUGCCAGAGCUGUGGCCAAUGAGACGGGUGCUUUCUUUUUUCUGAUCAAUGGUCCCGAAAUUAUGUCUAAAUUGGCCGGAGAGUCGGAAAGCAAUUUACGAAAAGCUUUUGAAGAAGCAGAAAAGAAUUCACCGGCAAUUAUAUUCAUCGACGAAUUGGAUGCAAUCGCACCAAAACGAGAGAAGACUCACGGAGAAGUUGAGAGACGUAUUGUUUCUCAACUGUUAACACUUAUGGACGGACUUAAACAAAGAUCGCAUGUUAUAGUUAUGGCGGCCACCAAUCGACCAAAUAGUAUCGAUGCGGCCUUACGAAGAUUCGGUCGUUUUGAUCGUGAAGUCGAUAUAGGAAUACCUGACGCAACCGGAAGACUAGAGAUAUUACGUAUUCACACAAAGAACAUGAAACUCGCAGAUGACGUGGAUUUGGAGCGAAUGGCUGCUGAAACUCAUGGCUUUGUUGGCGCAGAUUUAGCUGCUCUUUGUUCUGAAGCGGCUUUGCAACAGAUUCGCGAAAAAAUGGAUUUAAUAGAUUUAGAAGACGACCAAAUCGAUGCAGAAGUUCUUAACUCUUUGGCCGUUACAAUGGAUAACUUCCGUUGGGCUCUUGGAAAGAGUAGUCCAUCUGCUUUAAGAGAAACUGUUGUAGAAGUACCGAACGUGACCUGGGAAGACAUCGGUGGUCUCCUUAAUGUCAAGAAAGAACUACAAGAGAUGAUUCAAUAUCCCGUGGAAUAUCCCGACAAAUUCCUAAAGUUUGGAAUGACUCCAUCAAGAGGUGUACUAUUUUAUGGUCCGCCUGGUUGUGGUAAAACACUUUUGGCUAAAGCAAUUGCAAAUGAAUGCCAAGCGAACUUCAUAUCAAUCAAAGGCCCGGAACUGUUGACAAUGUGGUUUGGAGAGAGUGAAGCCAAUGUUCGCGAUGUUUUUGAUAAGGCACGAGCAGCUGCUCCCUGUGUGUUGUUCUUCGAUGAGUUGGACUCAAUAGCCAAAGCUCGAGGAGGAAGUGUUGGAGACGCCGGUGGAGCUGCCGAUCGAGUUAUUAAUCAAAUUCUUACUGAAAUGGAUGGUAUGAGUAGUAAGAAGAAUGUCUUCAUUAUUGGAGCAACCAAUAGGCCAGAUAUCAUUGAUCCCGCAAUUUUAAGACCCGGACGUUUGGAUCAAUUGAUAUAUAUUCCUCUUCCCGAUGAGGCCUCAAGAGAAUCAAUUCUUAAGGCGAACCUUCGUAAGUCUCCAUUGGCUAAUGACGUGGAUUUGCAGUAUAUGGCCAAAGUGUCGCAUGGAUUCAGUGGCGCUGAUCUAACAGAGAUUUGUCAGCGCGCCUGCAAACUGGCUAUUAGAGAGUCUAUUGAAUUGGAAAUUAAGAGAGAGAAGGAAAGGGCUGACAAACCCGAUGCGGCCGCUAUGGAAGUGGAAGAGACAGAUCCAGUUCCCGAAAUCACUCGCAAUCACUUUGAAGAGUCUAUGAAGUUUGCUCGUCGUUCCGUCAGUGAUGCAGACAUCAGAAAAUAUGAAAUGUUUUCUCAAACUCUGCAACAAAGUCGAGGAUUUGGAACUAAUUUCAGAUUCCCUCAAUCGGGUUCUGCUAAUCCUUCCAAUGAGUUCGCACCCGAAGGUGAUGACGACGAUCUCUACAGUUAAACCUAACCGUUAGACUUAGAUUUUAGUGACAAUGUUUUUAUUCAUAUGAUUGGAAACAAAUUCACUGUUCAUUUAAUUAUUAAUUUUUUAUAUAAACUUCUUUAUAAUUAAUACUAUAUUCAAAAUCGUACCAUUCAAGUGU